Messenger RNA from Labrus mixtus (cuckoo wrasse), 2256 nucleotides. It is a transcript of the gene ergic1, whose product is annotated as endoplasmic reticulum-golgi intermediate compartment 1. The transcript is spliced from 10 exons. Gene Ontology annotation, biological process: endoplasmic reticulum to Golgi vesicle-mediated transport; retrograde vesicle-mediated transport, Golgi to endoplasmic reticulum. The coding region runs from base 125 to 997 and encodes 290 amino acids. The record is from RefSeq and is a predicted model, not a curated record. Gene Ontology annotation, cellular component: COPII-coated ER to Golgi transport vesicle; Golgi membrane; endoplasmic reticulum membrane. Lineage: Eukaryota; Metazoa; Chordata; Actinopteri; Labriformes; Labridae.
CAAAGCGUCCUAAGCUGACGUCAGCCCGGUACCGAUGAACAACCGGUAGCAUUGAAGGGAGCGGUGUGGUUGCCCGUUGUUUGUAGCUUUGUCUGCUAAUACCUCUGUGUAACCUGCAAACAUCAUGCCUUUCGAUGUUAGAAGAUUUGAUAUCUACAGGAAAGUGCCAAAAGAUCUCACCCAGCCCACCUACACAGGAGCUUUCAUUUCCAUCAUCUGCUGCGUCUUCAUCCUCUUCCUCUUCCUCUCUGAGCUGACGGGAUUCAUAGCCACUGAAAUUGUGAAUGAACUUUAUGUGGAUGAUCCUGAUAAAGACAGUGGUGGGAAGAUAGAUGUGAGUUUAAACGUCAGUUUGCCGCACUUACACUGUGAUUUGCUCGGUUUGGACAUCCAGGAUGAGAUGGGCCGCCACGAGGUCGGUCACAUAGACAACUCCAUGAAGAUCCCUAUUGACGACAACAAUGGAUGUCGCUUUGAGGGAGUGUUCACCAUCAACAAAGUACCAGGAAACUUCCACGUGUCGACACACGGUGCUACAUCGCAGCCUCCAAACCCUGACAUGACCCAUAUCAUCCACAAGCUGGCCUUUGGAGAAAAGCUGACAGUACAAAACGUUAAAGGAGCCUUUAAUGCUUUAGGAGGGGCAGACAGGCUGUCGUCCAAUCCGCUGUCUUCACACGACUACAUACUGAAGAUAGUCCCAACAGUGUAUGAAGACCUAUCAGGCAGACAGAGGUUCUCCUACCAGUACACAGUAGCCAGCAAGGAGUACAUCGCUUAUAGCCACACGGGCAGAAUCAUCCCGGCCAUCUGGUUCAGAUAUGACCUCAGUCCAAUCACAGUCAAGUACACAGAGAGGAGACAGCCAAUCUACCGCUUCAUCACAACGAUCUGUGCCAUCAUCGGUGGGGCGUUCACAGUCGCAGGAAUCAUCGACUCCUGUAUAUUCACGGCUUCAGAGGCCUGGAAGAAGAUCCAGAUUGGAAAAAUGUCAUGAGGACUGCUCCCAAGCCCCCUCCUCUCAUCUUUAUUUAUAAGUGAAGUGUUGCUAGCCUGUUAGCUAAAUCCAAUCCCUGCUCAGAACCAAUUUCCUUUUGGAGAUCGUAUCACCGUGACCAAUGGAGCGGCUCAGGCAGGCGAUCUAACUACCAGGCUACACGUCUGCAUCUCAGUUACUGAAAGUCCUCUCAGGCGCCGUCAGUCAGGAGAGGAGAGAACGGGAGAGCUCUUCUGUUACUGCGGGGAUGAAGUCUUAAGUACUGUGUGUGUGUGUGUGUGUCAGGGUUGAAACAGUGUGGGUAUUUGAUGGCUGCACUUGAUUUUUAAGAAUGAAGUAAAGAAAAACACUAAUGUUUGUGCCAACAUAUGACCAAAAUCUGUUUGUAUAUUUCAAAUCAUAGGGAAUUGUUCAAUUUAUGCCUGUGUGAUUUACAGACGGAAAGUCCUAACUUUUUUAUAAUUUAGAAAAGGGGUCCAUUGUUAUUUCAGUAUAUCAGGCUUAACUGUGUUAAAUCCCCCCCAUCAUGGGAAGAUGGGGUCUCCUUCUUUGAAGGAAGUAUUCCAGGAUAUAAACCUGUGUCACAGACUGGACUGAACUGUAAAGUGUUUGUGUAAUUCCCUUUGUCUAAAAAAACACUUGAGUUUUGUUUUGUCAUUUCCUCAGGCCAGCCCUGGUCUCUGUAGUAUUCAAACCUUGUGCCUUUAGGGUUAACUGUUCCACCGUAUAGGAAUCAGAUUAACUCUCAUUUCUUUGUUUCAGUGCCACUAACACCAGUGUUUCCACAUGUUCUUUCAUGUGUGUUACAUCCUACAGUAUCACUUUUAGUGGUGUCCUUUCACUACAGUAAUUAUUUUCUAUCUUUCAGUGCAUUUUUACCAAACAUUUCUUUGAGACUAUUGUUCUGAUUUUAUUUCCAUUUGUUCAGAUGUCUUGUUUUUUUUCUUCUACAACAGAGUUAUAAUCAUUUUACCACAGUGAUUGUUUUUGUUUAUUGUAGCUGUUUCCAUGAACACAUACUGUACAUUGUAAAGAUUGGGUCUGUAAGGAGGGAAACUAGGCCAAGAUGUUUGUCCUCUUUAGUCAUUUUGUUCUUCCUUCUUUCUCUCGUGUCAAAGACCUCCCUGAUGAACGACAGGGAUACUGACAAGCCUUCAGUUUUGGUCUUUCUACUAUAAAAGGUCAUUCAUUUUUUUUGUUAUGUCUCAAAUUGUUCUGUUAUGUUAUGUGCUCUUCAAGUAAAGGUACCAUAGAAAUCA